Molecule: messenger RNA, 993 nt
Organism: Arabidopsis arenosa
Lineage: Eukaryota; Viridiplantae; Streptophyta; Magnoliopsida; Brassicales; Brassicaceae
Source: the annotation of a GenBank genome assembly
GAUUUCUUAAUGAGAUUAGAAGAAUCUCUCUUCUAAUAUUUGCUUUGGUUUCCUUUUCUCUUUGUUCGAUGGAUGAGUCGUUCGCUAAUCUACAAACGAGCCAUUUGCUUGGUUCAGUUCCUGCUGUGAUCAGCGACGACAAGAGAAGCACAAAUGUACCAAUAGCAAGCGUAAAUGAAGCAGGCCCUUCUGCUAACAUGCAAAUAUUUCCACCAAAUCUAGGAAACAAUACAAAGGGUUAUCAAACUCUUGAGAGUCCAACAGUACAAGGACCAGAACAACAGCCAUCAAACAACUGGAAGGGCUUUUUUAACGUCUACUCAUAUACCCAAUACUUCGACGUCGAUACAGAUGUUGUUUUGAACAGAUUGAUGAGCUCGUUAUAUCCUACUAGUGGAGAUUUUUUCAACAAGAUUGAUGCAAACCCUGAUUUGUAUGGACUUGUCUGGAUCUGCACUACGCUUGUGUUCGUGCUUGCUUCUCUCGGAAAUUGUGCCACGUAUCUCGUGAAGAAACGAACCGACGGUAAUGCUCCUUGGAUCUUUGAUGUGAACUAUAUGAAUUUGGCAGCAUCUAUAAUCUAUGGAUAUGCAAUAAUUGUGCCUCUGGGAUUUUAUUUCUCACUCCGUUAUAUGGGGUCCAAAGCUGAUCUUCUAAGAUUCUGGUGCCUCUGGGGAUACUCUCUAUUCAUCUUCGUUCCAACCUCUCUUCCGUUGCUUAUUCCAGUAGAGUUUCUGAGAUGGGUGAUUAUACUCUUAGCUGGUAGUGCAUCAUCGUGCUUUGUUGCCCUGAAUCUACGGUCCUACCUCGAGACAAACAAUGAUAUCACGGUUGUAAUGGCUGCAGCAUUUGGUCUGCAAAUGGUUCUUUCAAUCUUCAUCAAGGUCUGGUUCUUUCCUUAAUCUCCACGACACAAACAACACCCGACAAAACAUAUAUGUAAAAACCUUUAGAUCUUGAUGUGAUGUGGUAGAACAAAGAAUGUGAUUUCCA